AUGGGGUGCACGUAUCUUGAUGCAUUUGUCUUUUCAAGUUCCCGGGAUAAACACCCAGCAGUGGACCAGCUGGCUCACCUGAGGACCGAAGAGCCUGGAUUCCCUGUGCACACCUGCAACAAGUCGUCUUGCAGAAGCUGCGGGAAGAGCAGAGUCAGCCCAAAGUUAGCUUUCAAUGCAAACGAGCGAGAAAGGACAGAUUCCAGCCCGGCGGGUAAAGGUUCAGCAUCGCGUGUCCAGUGCUUGAGUGCUUCCUGGUGGCUGUGCCACAGCUUCUCUCAGCGUCUUACCUGUACUUGUCGUGGGGGUCGUAGGAAGGACUCGGGGGACCCAGGAGCCCUAGAAAUGGACUCAGUGGCCGUUGAGGACGUGGCUGUGAACUUCACCCCAGAGGAGUGGGCUUUACUGGAUCCUUCACAGAUGAGACUCUACAGAGAUGUGACGUGGGAAACCUUCAGGCACCUGGCCUCAGUAGAAAGCAUAUGGUAGGGAGAGUCUGUGAAAGCAAAGAGGGUAGUCACCUUCACUUACCUCACUUUAGUUCAAUCACGUGAAAGAACUCAUACUGGAGAGAAACCCUAUGAAUGUAAACAACGCAGUAAAGCAUUCACUUGUUCCAGUUAUCUUCGAGUACAUGAAAGAAUUCAUACGGGAGAGAAACCGUAUGGAUGUAAGAAGUGCAGUAAAGCAUUCACUUCGUCCAGUUAUCUUCAAAUACAUGAAAGAACUCAUACUGGAGAGAAGCCCUUUAAAUGUAAAAUAUGUGGUAAAGCCUUCAUUUCUACCAUUUGUCUCUCAAGGCAUGGAAGAACUCACACUGGAGGGAAACCCUACAAAUGUAAAAAAUGCGGUAAAGCUUUCACUUGUUCCAGUUCUCUUCAAAGACAUGGAAGAAUUCAUACUGGAGAGAAACCCUAUGAAUGUAAAAUAUGUGGUAAAGCCUUCAUUUCUACCAUUUGUCUCUCAAGGCAUGGAAGAACUCACACUGGAGGGAAACCCUACAAAUGUAAAAAAUGCGGUAAAGCUUUCACUUGUUCCAGUUCUCUUCAAAGACAUGGAAGAAUUCAUACUGGAGAGAAACCCUAUGAAUGUAAAAGAUGCAGUAAAGCAUUCAGUUCUUCCAGUUAUCUUCGAAUACAUGAGAGAACUCACACUGGAGAGAAGCCCUUUAAAUGUAAAAUAUGUGGUAAAGCCUUCAUUUCUACCAAUUGUCUCUCAACACAUGGAAGAACUCACACAGGAGCAAAACCCUACAAGUGUGAAAAAUGCAGUAAAGCAUUCACUUCUUCCAGUUAUGUUCGAGUACAUGGAAGAAUUCAUACUGGAGAGAAACCACUCCAUGGAAGAACUCACACUGGAGAGAAACCCUUUGAAUGUAAAAUAUGUGGCAAAGCCUUCGGUUAUACUGCUUUCAAAACAUGA
Molecule: messenger RNA, 1422 nt
Organism: Equus caballus (horse)
Lineage: Eukaryota; Metazoa; Chordata; Mammalia; Perissodactyla; Equidae
Source: RefSeq, a predicted model, not a curated record